Schistocerca americana (American grasshopper) is the source of this 3505-nucleotide messenger RNA. RefSeq names its product probable 3',5'-cyclic phosphodiesterase pde-5. Bases 1 to 2517 code for a protein of 838 amino acids. Gene Ontology annotation, biological process: signal transduction; negative regulation of receptor guanylyl cyclase signaling pathway. The record is from RefSeq and is a predicted model, not a curated record. The transcript has 16 exons. Gene Ontology annotation, molecular function: 3',5'-cGMP-stimulated cyclic-nucleotide phosphodiesterase activity; protein binding. NCBI's taxonomy places the organism in Eukaryota, Metazoa, Arthropoda, Insecta, Orthoptera, Acrididae.
AUGGAGGUCAGCGCCGAACAGGUGUCAGCUUUCCUGCGGACGCACUCCGACUUCCUGGAGCGCUACGUGCUGGAGGAGGUGGAGCUGGAGCAGCUGGAACGCUGGAUGAUCCGCAGCACGCAGCGCGCCAAGGCGCGGGCCGACCCCUCCAACCAGGCCAGUAAAAACGGGAGGAAGACCAGUCUCUCACGAUGGAAGUUCUGCGUGCACGCGGACAAGCGGCAGAUGCUGCAGGAGCUGACGCGGUCGCUGCAGCAGCGGCCCACCAAGGGCCACGUGCUGUGGGAGUUGGCCGGCUGCAUCUGCUCCGCCGUGGGCGCCGACGGCUACCGCCUCUACCUGGCAGACCGCGGCGACCCCGACCUGCUGGGCCUCUACCUGGGACAGGACGACAGGAGCGAGAGCGGCGAGCCCAAGGUGCAGCGGCUGGCGGCGGGCCCCGCGGCGCCGACGUUCGUGGCCAAGGCCAGGGAGCCGCUGCGGCUGUCGCGCGGCGAGCACGACCCGCGCUUCCCCGACGGCUUCCCCCUCAAGAACGACGUGGGCCACGUGCUGUACCAGCCGGUGCUGCAGCCCGACGGGCAGCUGGUGGCCGUGCUGGAGAUGUGGCGCUCGCUGCCGGGGCUCGCCUUCCACGAGGAGGACGAGGAGAUCGCCUCCAGCUACCUGGUCUGGGGCGGCAUCGCGCUCCACUACGCACAGCUCUACCUCUCCAUGAACAAGCAGCGCAAGCUCAACGACUUCCUGCUCGCCGUCGUCAAGUCCAUCUUCCAGGACAUGGUGAGCAUGGACGCGCUGGUGAUGAAGAUCAUGAACUUCGCGCAGCGCCUGGUGGACGCGGACCGCGCCUCGCUCUUCCUGGUGGACAGCAAGAGCAAGGAGCUGUACGCGCGCAUCUUCGACGUCGGCGUCUCCAGCGGCGACGAGGACGGCGACAGCAACCUCUCCGACUCGGGCGACUCCGUGCUCAAACCGCCGGCGUCCAAGGAGAUCAGGUUCCCCGUGGGCACGGGCAUCGCCGGCCAGGUGGCGCUCACGGGGGAGGUGCUCAACAUCGCCGACGCCUACUCGGACCCGCGCUUCAACCGCACCGUCGACCAGAUCACCGGCUACCACACGCGCUCCAUCCUCUGCAUGCCCAUCUUCAUCCGCGGCAACAUCAUCGGCGUCGUCCAGAUGGUCAACAAGCACACCGGAACCUUCACCAAGGAGGACGAGGAGGCGUUCGAGAUGUUCGCGGUGUACUGCGGGCUGGCGCUGCACCACGCCAAGCUGUACGACAAGAUCGCGCGCUCCGAGCAGAAGUACCGCGUGGCGCUGGAGGUGCUGAGCUACCACAACACGUGCGGCGAGGCCGAGGUGCAGCAGGUGCGCGAGCGCGGCAUCCCGGACGCCAUGCCCGGCGUCGACGAUUAUUAUUUCAACGUGUUCAAGCUGGAUGACUACGAGAAGGCGCGCCACGCUAUAUUCAUGUUCAAAGACCUGUUCGGACUGUCUUCGUUCGAUUGUGAUAGCCUCAUCAGAUUCACGUUGACCGUCCGGAAGAAUUAUCGCCGUGUGCCCUACCACAAUUGGACUCACGGCUUCUCUGUCGCAAACUCAAUGUACUCCAUCCUGAAGCACUCGAGGGCUGCCUUCAAGCACAACGAGUGUCUCGCCUUGUACAUUGCUUCGCUGUGCCAUGACUUGGAUCAUCGUGGGAAAAAUAACAAGUUUAUGUUGGACACAGAAUCGCCGUUAGCUGCCAUCUACAGCACGUCCACCAUGGAACAUCAUCAUUUUAAUCAAACAGUUACCAUUCUGCAGCAGAAAGGCCACAAUAUAUUCUGUAAGCUGUCCAACAGUGAUUACAAGCAAGUGUUGAGCCUCAUGAAGCACUGCAUACUUGCAACAGAUCUCGCUGUCUUCUUCCCUAACAGAACAAGGCUAUCGGAAAUUGUAGCCGACCAAACAUUUUCUUGGACCAAUAUGGAGCACAGGUUACUACUGCAGGCCAUUGCUAUGACGGCUAGCGACCUCUCAGCUAGUGCGAAGCCGUGGGAUCUACAAGUGGAGACUGUUAAAGUCAUUUUCGAGGAGUUUUAUGAGCAGGGUGACGCAGAAAGAGCGGCCGGAAGGACGCCGAUCCCGAUGAUGGACCGCCGGCAGCCGGACCAGCAAGCCGCCUCACAGGGCGAUGCUGAGAAGUUGGCGGGCCAAAUGCCCGCCCCUCUCAUGGAUCGCGACAAGAAAUGUGACCUUGCAGAAAUUCAGGUGGGAUUCCUGACCAGCAUCUGUAUACCAUGCUACUCCUUAUUGCACCAACUGAUACCAGAGACGAAACCUUUACUUGACCAAUGUCACGCCAAUUUGGCAAGAUGGCGAAAGAUUGAUGAAGAGGAUAAAUUACGUCGGGCGAAAGGUCUUCUGCAGCCAGUAAAUGAUAUUCUUCAAGGGCUCGCUUCUCAGGCAGCACCACCACCCCUUGCAAAUGACGAAAUGACGAGCAGAAAUAGCGAUACUACCAACAAUACCUGAAGUGUAUGAUGAGUGGAAUACUGUAUGACCCCCAUCAGAUGACUCAUGAACAACAAACAAAAAUACUAAAGAAACAUCUUCAUCUUUCCAUGGUAAAUAAACUGUAAGAUGUCCUGAAUGUGGGCUUGAAUCUAUAAUUUUCUUUUGUGAUGUUGGACUUCACGUAUUUGGAUAUGAAAAGAAGUAUAACACAUUCAAAUAACUGAACUUCUCUACAAUUUUCAAGUUCUGUGCUAUAUAGUGUUUGUCAUUAAAAAUAGUGUGGAGUAUGAAAUGUAUUUAAAGACCUAAAAUUUCUGCAAAAAGGAAAAACACUUAUUUAAUAUUAUUAAAUCAUUGUUCUAGUCAUAUAUAGCUAAAUCAGCUAACCCACCCAAAUGAUAUGAAGUAUAAUCUUCCAAUUACACAAAUAGAUUCUAUGAUGUUGUCUUGAUUGAGAAUGAUGUUGCAUUCUGAGGUAUGAGACAUGCUGACUAUCAAACUUGUUAAGUUCCUGUUUGUAAACAGCCAAAUAUCUGCUGAAACGGGCCUCAUUUCUCAUGUCAGUUAUUUAUUACAUAUCUAAGUAGUCUUUAUAUUAAAAACACUAAUUACACUUCAUGGCUGUUCAUCAACAAGUGUGUCAUGUUAUAGGAUCUUCAUAUUUUAUGUGAACUGCUAUAGUUUUAUCCUAGAAGGAAACUAUAUCCCUCAGUGACAUUUUCCAGGUUGCAUUGCUUGCAAACCGCAAAGUAAUGUUUCCAUCAGUGGUAAUACCACAAUUUUAUUCAUGUCGAUUAGAAGUGGCACACAUGUUUCAGUUUUUAGCAAACCUUCUUGUAUUUACAUUGUACCUUGGUUUUCUUUCAUUUUAUUAGCUUUUUGGUAUAUUUUCACUAUUUGUUACUUCAGUUUCUGCAAACAACACACCACUUACAGAAUUUCAUUUUGAUUACUUUUCAAUCAUAAAUUUCAAAUAAGUACUCAUAUAUUAUCUGCAUUUGUUAGA